Messenger RNA from Cladocopium goreaui, 550 nucleotides. The record is from the annotation of a GenBank genome assembly. NCBI's taxonomy places the organism in Eukaryota, Dinophyceae, Suessiales, Symbiodiniaceae.
GACGCCCUCGUUUCUUUGGUUUCUUGCUUCGCCCAUGGCGAAAGCCGACCUGGGAUCGCAGCCAGUGCUUCUGAGCAAUGGAAAUGGAUGGGCAAAUGUGACCCGCUUUGCGACGCUGAGUCUCCACAGACUUUCUGAGACGCAGCACAAGGCGAAAAUGAGUGGUGCUUCAGCACUUUGGCGAUGCGUCUCCCGCAUAGAAGAGGAGCAAAAACGAAGCAGUUUGCAUCGUUUGCGCCAGUCGGCAAGCAUGGAGUCGGUGCUAAGCACCAAGAAACAAACGGAUGAGAUGUUGAGAAAGUUGCGAGUCAUGGUGGAUUCCUUUGAUUUGGAGGUGGAUGAGUCGGUCGAGUCCAUUUGUCGCCACAUCUUGGAUGAGGAGGACGAUUUAAUGAACCUCUUCCUCAAGCACUGAUCAUAGGUCUUUUCAUUUGAGCUGCAGGUGGCAUGGAUCAACAUGAAAUUUGCCACCUGCAGCGCUGGUCGUCAUGAUGCACACAAAAUGGCGGACGUCACAGCUGUGCGGGGAAAAGAUGGGAAAAGGCACCAG